AUGGAUGAAAACUGUAACCGUCCCCUUGUGACCAUUACACCCAACUGGCCUGAAACAUUCUGGGCUGAGACCCUCACUCUCAGAUGUGAGAUUGAGGGAGGUGGAGACUCUGAAUGGACGUUUGGAUGGAGAAGAGACAGAACAUCCAGUUCAGACAAACAUACAACAGACAAUAAAUACAUUAUUAGCCGAGCCACUGAUUCUGACAACGGAGACUAUGAGUGCAUCGGCAGAAGAGGAUUCCCUAAUUCUACCGACACGCCUUGGAGUGAACCCUUCAAAUUGACUGUAACACCAAGAACACCAAAGGCUGAACUGAGAGCUGACAGGACAUCAAUUCCAGCAGGGGGCGCUGUGACCCUGACCUGUGACGUGAACCCUCCAUCACCUGGCUGGACGUACAUCUUGUUCAGAGGAGAUCACCCGGGCACACACGAUGAUGGUAAAAACUUCAAUGGACGAAUCAGUGUCUCCAAGGGAGGAGUCUACUGGUGCAGAGGAGAGAGAGGAGAACCAGUUUACUACACAGAGUACAGUGAUUCAGUCACUAUCAACAUCAUUUUAUCAGACAGAGCUGUUGUGACUCUUCAGCCCCAUUGGACUGAGAUAUACACGGAAGAGAAGAUCACUUUGAGAUGUGAAAUCGAGGGUGGAGACAACUCUGAGUGGGAGUACGAGUGGAAAACAAGCAGCUCAUUCAAACCUCCAAAGGAAAAGGAAUACAGUAUUGGACCUGCUAAUACAUCACACAGUGGAAACUACAGUUGUAAGGGCAGAAAAAAAAGUGACCAGUCUCCAACAGGUUGGAGCGAUCCCAUCACAUUAACGGUUUUAUACAGUUCACCCCAGCCUGUCCUCACCGUGUCUCCACUCUGGCUGAGUCCUGGAGACUCUGUGACUCUGAACUGUGAGGUUAAACACCCAUCAGCAGGAUGGAGGUUCUACUGGUAUGAAGCUAUUCCCAAACUAUCUGACAACUCCUACAACUCCUACAACUCCUACAACUCCUACAGCUACCAGCUGCUAUCUGGAAGCAGAGAUGGAACUGAAAAGUAUUCCUUCAUUGUUCAUGGACAGACACACACAGCAGGAUAUGUGUGCAGAGCUGGAAGAGGAGAAAUGAACACUCCUUAUAGUGAACCAAAGUUUGUCUGGUCUGGAGGUCAGUUUGUUUCUUUAUCUUUAUUCUUUUGUGGUCUAUGAACAACUUAGAGUUUCUUCAGUACUUUUGUCUCUAA
This is a messenger RNA of Labrus bergylta (ballan wrasse), 1238 nucleotides long. Lineage: Eukaryota; Metazoa; Chordata; Actinopteri; Labriformes; Labridae. The record is from RefSeq and is a predicted model, not a curated record.